Morus notabilis is the source of this 702-nucleotide messenger RNA. RefSeq names its product auxin-responsive protein SAUR32-like. NCBI's taxonomy places the organism in Eukaryota, Viridiplantae, Streptophyta, Magnoliopsida, Rosales, Moraceae. The coding region runs from base 93 to 431 and encodes 112 amino acids. The transcript has a single exon. The record is from RefSeq and is a predicted model, not a curated record. Gene Ontology annotation, biological process: response to auxin.
CAGAAAAAAAAAUCCUGAAAAAACCUUACAAUUAUCACAAAAAUACACAACUUGGAUGAUAAAUAUUUCUCUAGAUAUAAGCUAUAGCUAAUAUGCAAGACGUGAGGAAGAUGAAGGUGAAGAAAGGGUGGCUCGCGGUUGAAGUAGGUUUAGAGGAUGAAGAUGGAGGGUUUCAACGUUUCACUAUUCCAAUUUCCAAUCUCUACCAUCCUCUCUUCAAGAGGCUUUUGGACAAAGCUCAUGAGGUUUAUGGUUACCACACGGCCGGCCCUCUCCGCCUUCCGUGCUCGGUAGACGACUUUCUUCACCUCCGGUGGCGGAUCGAGAAGGAAUCGGGCGGCCACGGCAGCCACCACCACCACCACCAUCACAAUCCUCACCACCAAAAUCAUCCUCAUCUUUCUAGUUCUUUGUCUUUCCACUCAUGUUGAUUGAUUCACCAUAUAUAUAUGUAUGUGACACGCAUGCAUAUAUGGUGAUUUGAGUUCUCAUUUUUAGGAGGACAACUUUUGUAAUUAGUUAAAUAUUAUCUCUCUUUAGUCCAAUAUUUACUCACUUUUUUCUUCUUCUUCUUCUUCUUCUUUUUCUUCUUCUCUCUCUUUUUGUCCGGAGUUUUGAAGAAGCUUUCAUCAUGUAUUAGUUACUGAAAAGGAAAUUAGUAAAAGAACUAGAUGCGACUAAACACAAUAAUAAUAUUGUCUC